This is a messenger RNA of Labeo rohita (rohu), 2146 nucleotides long. RefSeq names its product interferon-induced GTP-binding protein Mx3-like. Lineage: Eukaryota; Metazoa; Chordata; Actinopteri; Cypriniformes; Cyprinidae. Gene Ontology annotation, molecular function: microtubule binding; GTP binding; GTPase activity. Gene Ontology annotation, biological process: defense response to virus. Bases 167 to 2146 code for a protein of 659 amino acids. The transcript is spliced from 14 exons. Gene Ontology annotation, cellular component: nucleus; cytoplasm; membrane. The record is from RefSeq and is a predicted model, not a curated record.
UUUAAACUCUCCUUCAUAUCUCUUUAGCAUCACCUCAAACACUGUUUUUGGGUGAAAUCUAAAUUAUAUAGUUUAAAGAGGCAUCCAAAAAUAUAUCAUUUAUUUUUGUAACUAACCAUUUAUUGGAACUAAUUGUUUGUUUUCUUUUAUUUUCUUUGACAAGAAAAUGUCAAGCUUAUUUUCUCUGUUUUCAUCUCCAAAGCAAAGAAGUGCUCAAAAUGAAGAAGACGAAGAUAGUGAUAGCUCCCAAAAUGAAAGUCAGGAAAUGAAGGGAGAGGUUCACAGUCAUUUAGAAGAGAGCAUUCGUCCAUACAUUGAUCUGAUUGACACUCUGCGGUCAAUUGGCAUUCACAAGGACUUGUCAUUACCAACUGUUGUGGUGAUUGGAGACCAGAGCUCUGGAAAAAGCUCUGUGUUGGAAGCGCUGUCUGGAAUUGCGUUACCAAGAGGGAGUGGAAUUGUUACCAGAUGUCCACUGGAGCUGAGGCUGAAGAAGGUAACAGGUGGAGUCAAGUGGAAGGCUGUUCUGUCUUACCGUAAGAAGAGAAUUGAAUUGGUGGAUUCCUCUAUAUUUGCAAGUCCUCUUAAUGUUUCUGGCCAGCUGCGGAGUGGAAAGGUGGCACAUUCAGUCUACGAUGAGAAGAAAUUUGAAUUUGAGGACCCUUCAGAAGUUGAAGAACGUGUUAAGGCAGCCCAGAAUGAGCUGGCCGGAAAAGGGGUAGGAAUACGUAAUGAGCUCAUCACUUUAGAGAUCAUGUCACCAGAUGUGUGUGACCUCACACUGAUCGAUCUACCUGGAAUUGCCAGAGUCCCAGUGAAAGGACAACCACAAGAUAUUGGAGACCAGAAGGAAGAGACUAUAAACAUGGUAGUGGUCCCUUGUAACACUGACAUUACAACAACAGAAGCAUUAAAAAUGGCGCAAGAAGUAGAUCCUGAGGGCAAAAGAACUAUCGCCAUUUUGACCAAGCCAGACCUCAUAGACAAGGGAACAGAGAAGAACAUUCUGGCCGUUGUCCACAACAAAGUGAUUCCUCUCCGCAAAGGUUACAUCAUGGUGAAGUGUAGAGGACAACAGCAGAUCAAUGAUGAAAUUCCUCUAGAGGAGGCAGAACAAAUGGAGAAAGAUUUCUUCCAAAACCAUGACUAUUACAGAGGCCUCUUGACUGAGAAUCGAGCAACUAUUAAAGGUCUUGCUGUCAGACUGACUCAUAUUCUCGUUGAUCAUAUCAAAAAAUCCCUACCGCAGCUCGAUGACAAUGUAAAAAAAAUGUUGUGGGAUGCAAAAAAUGAGCUUAAUGAGUGCGAGGAAGGACCACCACAAGACCCAAAGGGAGCCAAACAAUUCCUUAUUAUGAUCUUAAAAAAAUUCAAUGAUCGAAUCAACUCCUUAUCAACAGGAGACCUGAUCAUUAAGGAAAAUCUGUUUGUCCGACUUCGGGAGAUUUUCAAGAAGUGGAACGAUCAUCUUGUUGAUACAAAACCAUCCUUUAAGAAUAUGAAAGAGUUUUGCCAGAAUAACAGAGGAAGGGAACUGCUCGGCUUCAGCAACUACAGAGUUUUUGAGAUUGUUUUACAGAGCCAAGUGGCCACACUUAAGAAACCAGCCUUUGACUUACUCAAUAUCAUAAAAGAAAUCAUCCUUGAGCAAUUCCGUGACGUGUCUAAUCAGAGUUUCCAGAACUACCCUGUUCUUCUAGAUAUCACUACGAAAAAAAUCAUCAACAUUCAGGCAAGUCAGCAUGCCAAGGCACAGGAGAGGAUCUCAGAGCAGUUUGAAAUGGAAAACAUGAUCUACACUCAAGAUCCCAUUUACCUAAAGAUGUUAAAUGAGAUCAGCCAUGAGACAUUUUCAGAAGAUCAGUUACCCAUCUUUGACACAAAAACCAAGUACAGUGAAAUGCUGCAGGCAUAUUAUGAUAUUGUGGUGCAGCGGAUGGCUGACCAACUGCCCAUGAUGAUCACUCUUUUCAUGCUGAAACAAACUGCUCAGUUCCUAUCUACUGACAUGUUGAGUUUACUGGACUGGGCAAAUGUGAGCGAACUCCUGUUUGAUAACUCUGAUAAUGCUAAAAAGCGCAAAGACCUACAGGUUCGGCUGAAACGUUUGACUGCAGCUCAGGAAGCACUUAGUGAUUUUAUUUGA